GUGGAGGGGGCGUGGCCGGCGGUGUUUUGUUCGGUUGCCAUUGAGCAGCCCGGUCCAUACGCACGGGGGAGGCGGCGCGGCCGCUCAGGAAACCAGACAUGAUACACUGACAGCAUUUGGAAAUAAACUUUGGCAGUAAGAUGGAAGCAUAAAUCUCAAGAUUCUAGACCAAAACAGAAAUGGCUCAUGAGUAUUGAAAGAAGAGACUGAAGAGCCUCCAACAUUUGUGUGAGCAGUGGAAAAGGAACAACUACCAUGGUAACACUAAUAACAGAAAAGCUGCAGAACCAGAGCUUGGAUGAUCUGACCUGUAAAACAUACAAUAUUAAUCUGUACUCAUCUGAGAAGCUGAACAAAAGUGGCAGCUUGUUCCCUUUCGAAAUCAAUGAAGACAGUCCUUGGAAAGCUUUAAAUGGGGGUUACCCAAUCCAGCCUGACACAACCAGGAAUUCAGCUUACCCUUUCCCAGUGUGCCCGUUCAGCACCGGCGCUGCCAGCAAUGGCAGCCUGCCGUGGCAGCAGGAGCCCUCCAGCACGUCCAUGGUGUCGGGAUGGAUAAGCGAGUUGAACCUGAACGAGAACUCGGGCCAGCCGCUGGCGCCGCCCACCAAGCGCCACUGCCGCUCGCUGUCGGAGCCGGACGAGCUGGCUCGCUGCCGCUCUCCCUGGAAGCCCGGCAGCUCCAAGGUUUGGACUCCUGUGUCAAAGAGACGCUGUAACAGCGGCGGCAGCGCUACCUUGCAGCGCUGCAACAGCCACGGAAGUGCCACCUUGCAGAGAAGCACAAGCAUCAGCCUGCCACAAAACAUCCUGUCCCUAAACAACGUCUUCACCAUCACCAGCUUCAACACCUCUCCGGUACCCAGACCUUCCUCUGCCAGCAGCGGGUUUGUGGACAGCAGCGAGGGCAGCACGAGCUCCAGCGCCCGCUGGAAUUCCGGAGGCCCUUGUGACUUUAACCCAAGGCGCCGCCUGUCCCUCUCCCAGGAGCACAUCACCGAGACGGGGUGUCUCUUGCCUUCAGCCAGCAGCACUCCCACCUCCACACCCGAGCUCAGCCGGCGGCAGGGCCUGCUCAGGUGCCGCUCGCAGCCCUGCGUGCUGAACGAAAAGAAAAGCCGGCUGAAGCGCAGACGGGAGGAGGAUGUGCGAUGGAACAGGCCAUCCUUAGACUUUUUUAAAAUGACACGGGUGAGAUUUUGCUUUGCUCAGUGUGGGAAAGGGAGCUCUUGCAGAAAGGCUGUUUUAGGAUCAGCAGCACUAAUUUGUAGUUGUUGCAGAUUUGCUUGUGCCCUGUGUCCAUCACCUCUGGCAGGAGAGCGUGUUGCUUGCACCAUUCCCUAAAGCAACUUUUAGGUUCUGCCUGUGAAACCCAGUUCUUGAAGUGCAUUCUACUUGAUACAGAAUGCUGAGAGCUCUGAAAAGAUGCUUAAAAGCAGAGGCCACAGAAAAAAUGGCUUGCUUUUUGAAAAGCAAGGAAGCCACGGGGAAUGGAGUAGACAUGGUAGCAAAAAGUUGAUACCACUGUGUUUCCCAAUGCAAUUAUUUCUGAGUAAUCUUACUGCAAAUCUAUUUGAUUAAGCCUUCCCUUGAUUUGACUAAUUCUGUGAAGCUAAAUAAGAGCAAGCAAACCCCUGUAUAAAUGGAUUAACUAAAGAACCUGCAAAUAAGCAGUUGGAAAGAGACAGUAUUCUAACAUGGCAACUACAGCUGCUCUAGCUCUAUGGAGAGAUGUUUUACUCCAAAUUUUAUUUAGAAUUCUACUUCCCUCCUCAUUAGAGUAGAGGUGCUGAUUCAAGAACUAGAAAACUUCAGUUCAUUCCUAUACUUUGUAUGUAAUACAAAUGUAUAACAGAACUCACUUCUUUGGAGUUUCUUGGCCAACAGAGUUGAGUGCUACAGUUAAAAAAGUAAAACUGAAUCUAAUAGUAUGGUCAGAGAACGCUUUGUGCUUGUGAAUAUAACCCUACUGCCUUCAGUAGAGGGCUUGGGAGGCUUGUGUGCUAGUUCUGUUAUGACUAGUGGUGAGGAGGCAGUUUGCAGAAGUAGCAGUAAAAUUGUAAGGAAGGGACAUACUUGUGCACCAGUGUCCCUCUGUGUGAUGCACUCCACAAAAGAAAAGCUGAAUAGGACACAGUGUUGGCUAAAACAUGCUGUUUCUGGUACCCCAGUAUUGGUAGGUUUUACAUCAAAACACCAGUAAGACAGAUACUGGAACUAUCUGAUGCUAACUGAUUUAUAUCCACUAGCUAAAGGUCUCUGUGAUGACAACUGUCCUUCCCUUGUACUUUUUUGAAACAACUUCCUUAUAUCUUAAAGGAUUUUCCUCUUUAAAAAUACAUUUUUGUAUUUUUUAUUUAAAUACAUUUUUUGUAUUCUUUAAAAAUGCAUUUUUGGUGGAGCUGUGGGGGUAAAGCAAUCUGUUUAGUUACUGAUAAUGUUGGUAACCACUUCUGUUCUAGAUAUGACUAGACAGUGUUCUAAGUUUUGGCUAAGAUGCAAGUUUACUAGUUAGCUGAUCAGAUCUUACCUGUUUCUCUGUGUUAAUCACUGUUGGGAUUAGUUUGCUAAUCUAGACCAGAAGUAUUAUUGGAUUUGCCUUUCAACUGCCUGUGUGGUCUAAUGCAGGUUUCUUGAUGUAAAAUUGAAAACCUGCCCCUUUUUUUGGCUAGGCUCAAUGCUUGCAUUCUUCAAGCUCUGGAGGUGAGAUGCAAUAUUUCAGGCUACUGAAUAGCUUCAGUUGCUCAGAUCUUACACCUUUUAAGUAAUCCAUAUAGCAGUG
This is a messenger RNA of Motacilla alba alba, 2782 nucleotides long. RefSeq names its product family with sequence similarity 53 member A (gene FAM53A). The record is from RefSeq and is a predicted model, not a curated record. NCBI's taxonomy places the organism in Eukaryota, Metazoa, Chordata, Aves, Passeriformes, Motacillidae. The coding region runs from base 256 to 1344 and encodes 362 amino acids. Gene Ontology annotation, biological process: protein import into nucleus. The transcript has 4 exons. Gene Ontology annotation, cellular component: nucleus.